GUGAUCUGCAUAACUCCUUAGUGAUAACCGUGUGUUUCCCCUGUCCUCUCCAGGUGAUCUGUGAUAUGUAUAACUCCUUAGUGAUAACCGUGUGUUUCCCUGUCCUCUCCAGGUGGCACGUUCACAACCACGUCAGGAUUGUACGCAGGAAGCAACGCCCUCACGAACUCAACCGGCUUCAACAGACUACCCGAGCUACCCAGCGUUCGGGCCAGGGCCAGUAUGCCCAGUAUUACAACAGUUCUCCCUACACCUCCCCCUAUAUGACCAGCAACAACACCAGUCCCACCACCCCCUCCACCACAGCCACCUACACCCUCCAGGAGCCCCCCAGCGCCCUGACCAGCCAGGCCCUCACGGACCCUCCAGCAGGUAGGCCCCAGGCCCCCCAGGCCACCCACCCUCCAUCCCCAGGAUCAGAAGGCUCUGGAGGGGGUGGCUAUGAUGCCAGGGCCACUCAUUAUGGAGAUUACAGUACCAUCCACAGUCCAUCAACGCCCAUUAAAGAUUCAGAAUCGGAUCGAUUGCGGCGUGCCUCGGAUGGAAAGUCACGUGGCGAGGGAGAAGGAACAACAACCCUUCACCACCGCCUGACUCUGACCUUGAG
This is a messenger RNA of Oncorhynchus masou masou (cherry salmon), 607 nucleotides long. RefSeq lists its product as uncharacterized. The transcript has 6 exons. NCBI's taxonomy places the organism in Eukaryota, Metazoa, Chordata, Actinopteri, Salmoniformes, Salmonidae. The record is from RefSeq and is a predicted model, not a curated record. The annotation marks the transcript as partial.